Messenger RNA from Erigeron canadensis, 1018 nucleotides. RefSeq names its product ras-related protein Rab7-like. Gene Ontology annotation, molecular function: GTP binding; GTPase activity. Lineage: Eukaryota; Viridiplantae; Streptophyta; Magnoliopsida; Asterales; Asteraceae. The record is from RefSeq and is a predicted model, not a curated record. The transcript has 8 exons. Bases 126 to 746 code for a protein of 206 amino acids. Gene Ontology annotation, cellular component: vacuolar membrane.
UAGUAGUAUUAUAUAAUUGUUUCUAAGGAAGAGGGGUGGAUAUAGAUUGAGCAAAAUAAUUGUGCGACAAGUAACUACCCCAAAAAGACCUGAAUUUUGACAUCGAUCGAGAUCCGAUUGGAGCGAUGCCUUCAAGAAGAAGAACACUUCUCAAAGUCAUCAUCCUCGGUGACAGCGGGGUUGGAAAGACAUCUUUGAUGAACCAAUAUGUGAACAAGAAGUUUAGUAAUCAAUACAAGGCAACUAUUGGAGCUGAUUUCCUGACAAAGGAAGUUCAGUUUGAAGACAGGCUUUUUACUCUACAGAUCUGGGAUACAGCAGGACAAGAAAGAUUUCAGAGCCUUGGUGUUGCCUUCUACCGUGGUGCAGAUUGUUGUGUGCUUGUAUAUGAUGUGAACGUGCAGAAAUCAUUUGAUAGCCUCAAUAAUUGGAGGGAGGAAUUCCUUAUUCAGGCAAGUCCUUCAGAUCCAGAAAACUUCCCAUUUGUGGUUCUUGGGAACAAGGUCGAUGUAGACGGUGGCAAUAGCAGAGUGGUAUCUGAGAAAAAGGCACGAGCUUGGUGUGCCUCAAAAGGCAACAUACCAUAUUUUGAGACCUCCGCAAAGGAGGGGAUCAAUGUUGAAGAAGCUUUUCAGGUCAUUGCAAAGAAUGCGUUGAACACCGGAGAUGAGGAAGAAAUAUACCUGCCUGAUACCAUUGAUGUCGGAAGCAACAGUCAACAAAGGUCCUCUGGAUGUGAGUGCUAGAGGCCAAUGUGAAAUUCUUUUGCUCACUUUGUUCAAUUGGCUAUAACUGUAAAGUCAUCAUAAACGAUGCGUGAUACUGCCGUAAAUACUUUUUAAAUCUAUUUGGAUGUUUCUAUUUUGUAAGUUGAUACCCAUUUAUGGAUAUUUCGUACUUGGUAGCUGUUGUGUGCUGAUAUGUUUUGGAAUGCUAUGAGGCUGUCAAACCGAAUCAACCUUAUAUAUUUUUUUCAUUACCAGUAAUGAAGCUUUUGGAAUUAUGGGUGUUGGUUUCA